Messenger RNA from Cannabis sativa, 2230 nucleotides. RefSeq names its product ABC transporter G family member 8. NCBI's taxonomy places the organism in Eukaryota, Viridiplantae, Streptophyta, Magnoliopsida, Rosales, Cannabaceae. Gene Ontology annotation, molecular function: ATP hydrolysis activity; ABC-type transporter activity; ATP binding. The transcript has a single exon. Gene Ontology annotation, cellular component: membrane. Bases 270 to 2078 code for a protein of 602 amino acids. The record is from RefSeq and is a predicted model, not a curated record.
UUUAUUAGUUUGCUCGUGACAAAAUACAACUAGUUUUUCUGUUAAUAAAAUCCAAGUCAAGAUAUUAUAGGAAAUAAACCCCAUAUGUUGUUUUUAUUCUUACAUCAUUUGUCGUAGGGUCCCUUCUUCUUAUCCUCUUAACCAACUAAUAAUAAUGUAAGUAAACUUAAUCUUCCUUAAUAAACACCUUCAAUACUCUCUCCUCUCCUCUCUUGAACCAAACCUCUCCUCUCUCUUUCUCUCCCUCUUCUCCUCCUCAUUCUUCCUCCAUGGAAUCCCAAUCUCACUCCCCACCAUUGCCAUCACCACCAGUCAAAACCUACGAACUAACAGCCUCAUCAAUCUCCUACACAAAGUCAACAACAGGUACCAUAACAUCACUCCCACCCUUGGAUCUCAUCUUCAAAUCAUGCACCAAAACCCCACCAACCCACAUACUCAGAGAUAUCUCCUUUACCGCCACACAUUCCGAAAUCCUAGCCGUUGUCGGUCCAAGCGGUGCCGGAAAAUCCACUCUUCUAGACAUUUUAGCAGCCAGGACAUCCCCAACAAAGGGCACCCUUUUCCUCAACUCUUCACCUCUCAACCCUUCAUCUUUCCGCAAGCUCUCAUCCUACGUACCUCAACACGACGCCUGUCUACCUCUCCUAACCGUCUCCGAAACAUUCGCCUUCGCCGCCCGCCUCCUCUUCCCCAAGACCACCGACGUAAACGACAUCAUUUCCUCCAUCCUCACCGAUCUAAAGCUCAGCCAUCUGGCCGAUGUUUUGCUCGGACACGGCCUCUCGGGUGGCGAAAGGCGGCGCGUUUCGAUAGGGUUGAGUCUUCUUCAUGACCCUGCUGUUUUGAUCCUAGACGAGCCAACCUCUGGUCUUGAUAGUACCUCGGCUUUCAACGUUAUGCAAAUCCUUAAGUCCAUCUGCGUUUCGCGUUACAGGACUGUCGUUUUGUCUAUUCACCAACCGAGUUUUAAGAUACUCUCUUCUAUUGAUAAAAUUCUUUUGUUGUCUAAAGGAAGUGUUGUUCAUCAUGGCACACUUUCUUCUCUUCAGUCUUUCUUGCUCUCUAAUGGUUUCUCUGUUCCUUCACAGCUCAAUGCCUUAGAAUAUGCAAUGGAAAUACUUGGCCAACUUCAUGAGUUAAAACCGGAGAUAACUACUACUCCAUCUCCAAAUAAUAAUAAUAAUAUAAAUUAUAGUACUCAUAACUCAAAUAUGGUGAGGUAUAAGAGUUCAAGAAUACAUGAAGUAGUGACUUUGUACUACAGGUUUUGGAGGAUCAUUUACAGAACAAGACAGCUUCUAUUAACCAACACAUUGGAGGCUCUCAUUGUUGGCCUUGUCUUAGGAACCAUUUACAUAAACAUAGGCUUCAACAAAGAAGGCAUCGAAAAAAGGUUUGGUCUUUUUGCUUUUACUCUCACUUUCCUUCUCUCUUCCACAACCGAAACACUUCCCAUAUUCAUAAAUGAAAGGCCAAUAAUUAUAAGGGAAACAUCAAGUGGGGUUUAUAGACUCUCAUCUUAUCUCAUAGCCAAUACCCUUGUUUUCUUGCCUUACUUGUUUGCCAUAGCCGUCAUUUACUCAAUCUCGAUCUAUUUUUUAGUUGGUCUUUGUGCAACAUGGCAAGCCUUUGGUUACUUUGUCUUAGUCAUUUGGGUUAUUGUUCUUAUGGCAAACUCUUUCGUCCUUUUCUUAAGUUCAUUGGCCCCAAAUUACAUUGCUGGAACAUCACUAGUGACUAUACUUUUAGGGGCUUUUUUUCUCUUUUCAGGCUAUUUUAUUUCACAAGAAAGUAUGCCUAAGUAUUGGCUCUUCAUGCACUUUUUCUCAAUGUACAAAUAUGCCCUUGAUGCCCUUCUUAUAAAUGAAUAUGGUUGCCUUGUGUCAACGUGUUUGAUGUGGUAUGAAGAAGAUAAGAAAGAAUGUAUGGUUACUGGAGCCGACGUUUUACAGCAGAGAGGGCUCGAUGAGAGGCAAAGGUGGACUAAUAUUUACAUCUUGAUUGGGUUUUUUGUGCUUUAUCGAGUGCUUUGUUUGCUGGUUUUGAUCAGAAGGGUUUCAAGGUCAAAAAAGUGAAAUAUCUCUUCAUGGAUAUAAGAAAAUUUCAAGAUUAUUAUAUAUUAUACAUAUUAAUGUCAAACUUUUUGUAAUUUUUUUUUUCUUCUUUUCAUUGGUUUUAAGAGCUAAACCAAUUCCUGUGAUAUAUAUAUAAAAAUGAUUACUCUGCC